Messenger RNA from Girardinichthys multiradiatus, 1737 nucleotides. Its product is annotated as hsc70-interacting protein-like. Lineage: Eukaryota; Metazoa; Chordata; Actinopteri; Cyprinodontiformes; Goodeidae. Bases 155 to 1228 code for a protein of 357 amino acids. The record is from RefSeq and is a predicted model, not a curated record. Gene Ontology annotation, molecular function: Hsp70 protein binding; protein dimerization activity. The transcript is spliced from 13 exons.
CUGCUGCUGGAGGACACCAAGGAUCAUUCACAGCAUGACGUCCUGCAGGGGACAGAAGGAGGCAGAACCAACCAAGAAACAAGAAGUUCUAUCUAAAACAAAGCAGCAGCAGGCCGCUCGCAGCGCUCCGUGUGCUGCACCUUGACGAGCCAGCAUGGACCCACGAAAAGUGACAGAGCUGAAGGGCUUCGUGCAGUUGUGCGAGUCCAAUCCAGGAAUCCUGCACCUUCCAGAAAUGGGCUUCUUCCGCACCUGGCUGCAGAGUAUGGGCGCCAAUAUCCCUCCUCCGACCAAGAAGCAGGAUUCAUGCCAGGGUGGCUGUCCAUGUGGUCCUUCCCCUUCAGCUCCGCCGCCUCCUGAGCCUGAGCCUCCUGUGGACUUUGAGAGCGAGGAGAGCGAAAUAGAAAUCGACAACGAGGGAGUGAUUGAGCCGGACACAGAUGAGCCGCAGGAAAUGGGAGAACCUGAAAACACUGAGAUUACAGAGGAGAUGAUGGACCAAGCCAAUGAGAAGAAGAUUGAAGCCAUCAACGCUCUAGGAGAAGGUGACCUUCAGAAAGCGUUGGAUCUUUUCACGGAAGCCAUCAAGCUGAACCCUCGCUUAGCCAUUCUUUACGCCAAGAGGGCGAGUGUGUACAUUAAAAUGCAGAAACCCAACGCAGCUAUCAGAGACUGCAACAGAGCCAUCAGCAUCAACCCAGACUCUGCACAGCCCUACAAGUGGAGGGGCAAAGCUCACAGGCUGCUUGGUCACUGGGAGGAGGCAGCCAAAGACCUGGCCACAGCCUGUAAACUUGACUACGAUGAUGACGCUAGUGCGCUGCUGAAGGAAGUCCAGCCCAAGGCCAAUAAAAUCCUGGAACACAGACGCAAAUAUGAGCGGAAGAGGGAAGAGAAGGAGAUCAAAGAGAAACAGGAGCGCGUAAAGAAAGCUAGAGAGGAGCAUGCACGAGCACAGAGGCAGGAAGAGGAAGCAAGGCAGUUUGGAGGAGGAUUCUUCCCAGGAGCUGCUGGAUUCCCGGGCGGGGCCCCCGGUGGUAUGCCCGGUCUGGGUGAGCUCUUCAAGGAUCCUGAGCUGCUCAACGCCAUGAAGGACCCUGAGGUCAUGGCUGCAUUCCAGGAUGUGGCGCAGAACCCGGCCAACAUCUCAAAGUAUCAAAACAACCCCAAAAUCAUGGCCCUGGUCACCAAGCUGAGUGCCAAGUUCGGAGCCCCCCCACAGCCAUAGGUGGGAAAGAGACCAGAACCGAGUGGUUUAAACAAUCCAGAGAGCGCCGCUUUUCAACAAUUAUUCACUGUGUUUAGUUCAAAGUGGGGAGCUGAUGAUGUGUCAACUGGUGCAGUGUCACAAAAAAACCAUCGUGCAACUUUUUACAAUGUUCCUAAUCAGCCUGUUAGCACUUAGCGACAUCUGAAUAAGGCGAUAAUUCAGAAGCAGGUCUGGUUCUUCAGUACCUUCACAGAUGUGUCUCAGCCAGGACUUUAUUUAACCGCUGGUUGACUUUUCUUAACCUCCAUCUGAAAGAGCUGCACUGAGAGCCCCUUCAUUAACGCCUAGCCUUUCUACAAACAUCUAAUAAAUGGUAAAGCUUUCCCUCUGGUUUCCUCUCUGAACACACCUGAAAGUCUCACACAGGUAUUGAUGUGUUUUGUUAUCAGAUCUGUUAAUAAGUACUAAUGUUGAUGUUUGACCCUGUUGGAAAAAAAUAUUCACAAUAAAAACCUCUUGAUGCAAAA